Messenger RNA from Platichthys flesus (European flounder), 3724 nucleotides. RefSeq names its product zinc finger, AN1-type domain 3 (gene zfand3). Lineage: Eukaryota; Metazoa; Chordata; Actinopteri; Pleuronectiformes; Pleuronectidae. Bases 452 to 1144 code for a protein of 230 amino acids. The record is from RefSeq and is a predicted model, not a curated record. The transcript is spliced from 6 exons. Gene Ontology annotation, molecular function: zinc ion binding; DNA binding.
ACUCGACGUGUGAGCAGGGGUGGUCCUGGAGCUCGGAGGGGAAGGCCUUCCUCGAUCUAUUUAUUUUCGCUCUUCUCUCCCCCCCCCCCACGCAUUUCACGUCGAUGUGUGUGUUUGGUGAACGUGCUGCCGGACGCUGCUGGAUCUCCCGGAGCCGUUAGGUGUCGACUCGAACCCCGGGUCGCCCCCGUCGCUGAGCUCGCCCGUCGAAACGUCCCGACGUCCAGCUGAUCGCUUCUCCGGGACUCGUUCGAUUCCUCCGCUUCCGACGCUCGGUUCCGCUCGACCGGAGGAUUCCUGCGGUCCGCUCCGCCUCAGGCCCGUGGACCGUGACACAAAGAGGACAUUUAUCCGUGUUUGUGGAUCGUUGCCCCCCCCCGGGAUCGACCAGGCCCCGGACUCAUCCUCCAGCCUCGCGUUUCCUCAUCGCUGCUUCCCUUGUGUCGGAGCCAUGGGAGACACCAGCGAACGAAGCAAGCCCCCGGGGCUCCCUCCGCGGUGCCCCUGCGGAUUCUGGGGGUCCAGUAAAACCAUGAACAUGUGCUCCAAAUGUUUCGCUGACAUCCAGAAGAAGCCGCCAGGAGAGGACUGCACCCCCACGCCUAUCCAAAGCACUGGGAGUAGCCAAUCAACCAUUUUCAGUAGCGAGACGAGCAGUAGCAGUAGCCAGUCCCUAUUGUCGUCGCCGCCCCCUAGCUCUGAGAAACCAUCAGCCGAAGAGCCCUCGCCAUCGUUUCCCAGCACGAGGGAAGGCGCGUCGUCCACAGACACAGCCCAGGGCACCCUCUGCACACCCACAAAACGUCCACGAGAAUCAGCCUCGGGCUCGGAGAGCGAGGCGACGCCAGAGAAGCGGCCUCGGGCAGACGAGGAAGAGGGGGGCAGCGAGGAGGCCCGCGGGACGCCCAAGCAGAAGAACCGCCGACGCUGCUUUCGCUGCCAAACCAAACUAGAGCUGGUGCAGCAGGAACUGGGCUCCUGCCGCUGUGGCUACGUGUUCUGCAUGCUCCACCGUCUACCUGAGCAGCACGACUGCCUGUUCGACCACCUGGGCCGCGGCCGCGAGGAGGCCGUCCUCAAGAUGGUGAAGCUGGACCGAAAGGUGGGCCGCUCGUGCCAACGCAUCGGGGAGGAGUGCUCCUGAUUGGUCACGCCGUGGCCAGCCAUCCAGUGAAGAGAUGAGGCGCUUACUAGGAGGAGGAGGAGGAGGAGGAGGAGAAAGAGGAGGAGGUGGUGGUGGUGUAGGGAGAGCGAGGAGGAAUGACAAAGGGGGUGAUGGUGGGAGGGAGGGGGGGUGGGGAGGGAAGAAGAAGAAGAAGAAGAAGAAGAAGAAGAGGAGGAGGAGGAGGUGGAGGAGGUGGAGGAGGGAGCACGGUCGUAACAUCCUGCAUCUGACCUGACGAUUCUGGAUCUGCGCUUGACGGCGCCCUGUUGUCGACCCCGACUUCUCACCCGGAGCGUCUGUGCGGACUUGGCUCUGGGCGAGGCAGUUUGGGGCCAACAGGGGGCCCCCCCGGUGGCUGCCCGUGGAGUCACGUUCAGUAUCGCAUGUUCACACACAGCCUUAACCCCCCCCCCCCCCCCCCCCCCCCCCCCCGCCAUCUUCAGAGGGGGGACGCCGCACAGACGGAUCCAGUCAGACGUACAUCACGCACAUGGUUUCCUCCUCUUGCUCACGCUCCUUUUUUCCAGAACAGGAAGUUACGGAAAACGAACAGUUGUAGCGUUCGGCUGAACUGAUCCGUUUGGAUUCUCAUUCAACUGAGUUAUUGUUUGUUGAUUUUCAUUUUUCCAUUUCUUGGUCGCGGGUGCGGGGUCCAGCUCUAUCCCACGACCAGUCCUCAGGUCGUCAUCAGGGGGUUGGAGUAUCAAACCUGUAACCCCACCUUCCUCUCGUUUCGUUUCCUUCUUCCACCAACAUUUAGGUCCAUGCACGGCAUCACCAAACGUUUUGUGCUCAUGCAUGGUACCAGCAGUGUAUUUGUGCAGGUUUGAGUGUGUCGUACGGUAAAGUGAGGCAGUGCAAGGAUGCUGUCAUGGUUUGAUUUCUUUCUGUUUUUCAUGUGGCCGUCACGGUGAUUAGCUUGUUUUUACUUCUACACCACGGCGUCGUGGAGGACAAUACAGCCAAUCCCUGCCUCUGCUCACAUGGACUGUUGACAAAAAGAAAAAAUACAAAUAACUAUUUAAAAAAAAAAAAAAUCCACACUAAUGGACAAGAGUAAUAACUCAGAUAAAUCCUCUGUGUAGCAGAUCCUCUCCCCCCCCCCCCCCUUUUUUCAAUUUACUGAGUGGUACUGUUGUUCUUGGUGCAUUCAGGGGAACGCAACUGAAUUUUUGUAUUCAAAUGAAGAGUUCUUCUCCAAAACGUCAUGUGUUCAUUAAGACAAAUAAUCUAAAGUUCAUAAUGGAUGGUUUCACCAGUGUGCGAAAGAGAAUACAUAAAAUAACCUACUACCCUUUGAAUAGCUCUAUAAUUUAUUUCUUAUUUUGUGUUUUUUUGAGAGUAGAAUCAGGUGUCAGAUCGGGAACAUAAUCAUAAAGUAUGAGGCGAUGAAAUCGGAGAGAGACAGGUUUUCAAUCGGUGAUGUCAUAUUGAUACGCAGCACCUGCAAACGUUUGUUUUAAAGAUGAGAAAUUAACCAAACUCUGGUUAUUGGGGAGAUUUUACACCUGAAACCAAAUUAGACAAAAUAACACCAGACAGGUGUUGGUAAAAUCUUUAAAAUUUCGGUUAAGUAACCAAACUUCUAUCGGUUCCUUCAGUCCUCUACUAACGAACCCGAUGAAGUGCAUGUUUUUGUUUUUAUGAUGUUUCUGUUGGACCCGGUCGGGGGGGGUUGCACGUCUUGUUGACACCACUGCUUCAAACUGCAGCUGCUCUCCGGGUCUGAUGAUGCUGCAGAAAUGAAACGUGAAUUCUCAAAUUGAGUUGUUUCUCCCUUUUCCUCAGAUGUUUAGUUUUGCUCUGCUGGACUCUGUGCUGUGCAUAUUGUUCAAAUACUUCUUCCUUCCUUCUCCUCGAAGGGGCCGUUUCACCUCAAUCAACAUUUUUCUGUUUGACUUUUUCAAAGCCGAUAUUUGCUUCUUCGGAUUUUAAUUUGGUUUUCAUUGUAGGCAUAUUAAAAGCUAUUACUUUGCAGGAAGUCCUAUUUGAUUAUGUUGGAUUGCCACUGUUUCCUUUUUAAUUUGAAGAACUCAAACAUGAAGCAGUAGAUUUCCUCGUUUGGAAGGAAAAUUCGAUUUAAUUUCUUCUUUUGCAAAAUAAUUAUGUAAACGUUGAUGGAGGUGGACGUCCCUAUAACCAGACACCACUUAACUAUGCUAAUCCUCAUGCACACGUUAUCGUCUCCUCUCUCCCUCAUCUCCAACCACGCCCCCUCCUCCCCUCUUCUCCAAUAAGAACACAGCGAAGGACAAAGGGAGUCAAGAGAUUCUGGCUGGUUCUUGUUUUGAUAUUUGAAUAUUUGACAAAACAUGUUCCUUUUUUUUCUUUUGUUUGAGUGCUAAUGAGAAAUGGAAGAAAUUGAGUAUCUUUCUGUACCUUUUAAAGAAAAUUAUUUAACCAUAUAUCAGUUUGAGUUACUUAACACCCUAUAGCAUAGAGUGGCAUAUUUAGUUAAAUGUAUAAAAAAAAAGCAAGACCAUAAUUCUGUCAUAUUUUCUCCUUUAAUUUUAUCGUGUUCCAUUUUCUGCUGAGGAAAAUAAACUGGAUUAGAGGAUA